Messenger RNA from Phialemonium atrogriseum, 588 nucleotides. RefSeq lists its product as uncharacterized. Lineage: Eukaryota; Fungi; Ascomycota; Sordariomycetes; Cephalothecales; Cephalothecaceae. The record is from RefSeq and is a predicted model, not a curated record. The transcript has 3 exons. Bases 1 to 588 code for a protein of 195 amino acids.
AUGGCUUCUAAAGUGGUAGCGAAAGCUGCAGGCGGUGUCAUGAGUAUCACUACGAAACAAACCGUACAAUCGACCGGAAUCUGGGAAUUUCUCCGCCGGGCCGUGGCCAUCGACCCGAACAGGUCCAACGGCGUGCCCCUCAACCCCUACUUCCGGAACCCGACCCCGGGCAGCAUCGAUCCGCUGCUGUUCGACGACCCGGUGACCCUGCCGGCCGGCGACAUCGCCGACAACCCGUACUGGAAGCGCGACGCCCGGCGCAACUACUCGCGCCACAGCGUGAUCGGGCAGGCCGACCAGGUCGCCCUGCUGACCGUCGGCAGUGCCGCCCAGCCGCGCGUCGAGCUGAUCGGCGAGGAGGGCUCCAAGGCGCUGGUCGCGGCCGAGGAUGCGGGGAGGCAGGGCGGUCUGGCCGCCUACUUUGAGAAGACCGGCACCGAGGCUGGCAAGCUGGUCCUCGGCGAGAAUGGGCUUCCGCCCCUGCCCAGCGGGGAGAGCCUCUCGAGCGGGAAGUGGGAUGUCCACAGAUAUGAGAUCGAUGAGGAGCAGUCGUACCCGGAUACCUAUCCGUGCAGAUCUUUUCAGUGA